Phyllostomus hastatus (greater spear-nosed bat) is the source of this 2665-nucleotide messenger RNA. RefSeq names its product ring finger protein 212B (gene RNF212B). The record is from RefSeq and is a predicted model, not a curated record. Gene Ontology annotation, cellular component: synaptonemal complex. Gene Ontology annotation, biological process: homologous chromosome pairing at meiosis; reciprocal meiotic recombination; protein sumoylation. The transcript is spliced from 14 exons. Lineage: Eukaryota; Metazoa; Chordata; Mammalia; Chiroptera; Phyllostomidae. The coding region runs from base 1 to 903 and encodes 300 amino acids. Gene Ontology annotation, molecular function: SUMO transferase activity.
AUGGAUUGGUUUCACUGUAACCGGUGUUUCCGAAAAGAUGGGGCCCAUUUCUUUGUCACCAGCUGCGGCCAUAUUUUCUGUAAGAAGUGUGUAACUCUGGAAAAAUGUCCUGUUUGUGGAACUGCCUGCAAGCAUUUGGCUCUUUCUGAUAAUCUGAAACCUCAGGAAAAGAUGUACUUCAAAAGCCCCGUGGAGACAGCUUUGCAGCAUUUUAGUCACAUCUCUCAGGUGUGGAGUUUCCAGAAGAAACAAACAGAUCUCCUCAUCGCCUUUUACAAGCAUAGAAUUACAAAGUUAGAAGCAGCCAUGCAGGAGGCACAGCAAACAGUGACCAGCCAGAACAAAGAGCUGUCAGUCUUAAGGAAAGAGAAUGAAGAACUAAAGAAAUUUCUAGCCAUCCUGAAGGAAUCUCCAAGUUGGUACCAAGGAAGCAGGUCAACCACACCUCGACCAGUGGGCAUUACUUCCCCAUCACAGUCAGUUACUCCACGACCCAGUUCUCAGCAUAGCAGCCAAGUGGUCAGUCGGUCCUCCUCAGUGGAGUCUAUCCCUUCUAGAAUGGCUGGCUUUAGUAGCAUAGGACAAGAAGCCAGAAGCCUUCAGGGAAGGAACACUCCCAGAGAUUCAUAUAGUGAAACCCCUUCACCAGCUUCUACUCACAGCCUAUCUUAUAGGACUUCAUCUGCCUCCUCUGGACUGGGGAUUUUUUCUUUCAGACCAUCCCUAAAUGGUGGGGAUUUGGGUCACGCACAAGUACUCACCCCCAACAAUUCAGGUCAGAGGGAGAGUAGAGCCCCACUACAGAGUCUUCCUGGAUUCCAGCUACCAGACCUGCAGAUUCUCUACCAACAAAGGCAGAUGGGAUUAGCCAUGGGGAGAGAAGCAUGGACCAUCCCCAGAUAGAUCAUCUUCAAGGUCUGAUCUAUACAUACUGCUGAAGGACAGAAGGUAGCAGCCAGCCCCAUUAAGCGAGAUGGCCUUAGGAAAUGCACCCCUGCCUCCUUUCCCGGUUUCACUUUGUAUUUUCAAUCUUCACCACAUACACCCUGCAUUACCUCAUUAGGGUAGUGCUUCAGGAAGGUGUUUACAUUUCUCCCACGACAUAGAGCUGUCUCAUUUCUACAACUUGAAACAAAUGUUGUAAAAAUAGUCCUUGGCAUCCUUGGGGGUGGGAGUAAUAUACUCAUUAGCUGUUUUAUUUCUGGAUUUCAUUUUUUAGGUUUGCAUAUAUUCUCCCAUAGCCAACUCUGUAAUAAUUCUGUUCCUUGUCUUUAUUAUACUUGUUUGCCUGUUGUUUCCUCUAUGCCUAGUUAUUAAACAUGAUUUUCCUUUCUGUCUGAUAAUAGUUGGAGACAGACAUUCAGCUUACUAAAGUACAUAGAUUAUAAAAUGGUGGAACAGGUGAAGAACACUACCACUGAGGGCAAAUAUUUAUUCUUCUUUGGGCACAAGGGGAUAGAAAUAAGGAAUUACAUGGGUAAGCCACAAGCAGGCAGGCCUUAAGCAAAAAUAUUGAAAAAAUGUGAAGACAGCAUCUGCCAGAUAUGUUUGGUCUUAGCAGUGACCUUGUAGCUGAACUAAGAUCACAUUACCAUUUCUGGAACUCUGAAUUUAUUUUUAAAGGUAUUUCUAAACACACCUCACCUUCUGAACAAGAGCCUGUGCUGUGCAGGUGCAGGAAACAAUCUGCCUAGUGACACUGAUACACUGCCCCUCAAAGUUACUGUCCCUUUACUUUACUUCAAUAUAUCCUGCUGCUUCAAAAAUAAAUAAAAUGUAUACUACAUCAGAAUGUUAAUGACUUUGGCUCCAUUAAUCUCUAAACCAUACAAGUGGCAAAGUGGAGAGAGAAACAAUUUUAUUUUUGGCCUUUUUAUUAUUCUAGCAAUUUGGGGCUUCCAUUCUUACUUCUAUUUGGUUAACCCACUGAUAUCAUUAUAUCUGACCCCAACUGAUAAAAACCAUUCUUAAACAUCACUCAAUUCUGUUGAAGACCAUGGUCCUCCUGUCCCCAAGGCAGCUCCUAUAAAGAGAGGGAAAAGCCUCUCUCUGUAUACAAAUUGAACCAAUAUCAAAUGAUGAAAAAUCAGUCUCUGUCAAGUCAGGCAGGAGGGAGUGUCAGGCUUGUAAAACCAAACCUGGAACCUGCCUGCAGUCCUCUGAACAGCAGAAACCAUUCCCUCUCCCCUAUACCUCUGUAACCUAAUUCUACUUUUUUUAAAGGACAUCUCCCCUAAUUCCCACCUUCAAUAAAUAUCCAGUCUAAAUUAUUCUCCACCCAGUUAUUAUUAUUAUUAUUUUUUUUUUCACAAGCUCCAUGGGGAAGAUUUACCCUGAGACAUAGUGAAGAGGCUGGGGAUUUUGGAAAGAGAUAAAAAGGUACAAGGCAAAGUGGUCCCAGUAUCAGAAAUGAAAACAUUCUGCUUCCUGUGUGACUCAACAAUGAAGCAGGUAAAAGAGAGCUGAAAUAUUUGUUGAGACUGGGACAUACUGAGAUUUUAGCUACAUUACACUCGGACUUGUGCUCAGAGAGAAAAGGAGAGGUGCAAGGCAGCCUUGUACUCCAGAAAAAACGGUGGGAUGAGGGGGUGCAUUGGGAUCAAUUCAAUCAAAAUUUUUCACUCCUUGUUUCCAGUCCUCCUAUACACAGGGUACUAAGGUCUGG